AUGCAUUAAUAAAUGACCUGAACUUCCCUAUGAGCUUCCUUUUUAGUUGAAAACGUCAACUGGGCUUACUUUUGAAUUCUAUUAAUUCUCGCCUUGCCUUCUAUUUUCCUUUUGUAUUUCUCUCUUUUCGGUUAUUUAAGAGCUUCUGUGUGGUGUGGUACAGCAAUAAGACCUACCCCAGUGAGCAAUACAAGAAGAAGAGGAAGAGCUAUUACAGUUUUAAAAAGGGAAAGAACGAAGGAAGAGAGAGAAGAAGAUGGUGGAAACGGCAAACAACCACCAGCAGGCGUCGGCGCCUCCGCUCCCAGCGCUGCCUCUUGGAGCCGCGAGAGGUCCCACUUGGCCUCCCGCCGAGCAACUCCAGCAACUCCAGUACUGCAUUCAAUCCAACCCUUAUUGGCCGGAAGCAUUCUUACUGGCAUUCCAGCACUACAUCGUAAUGCUUGGAACUACCGUUUUAAUUGCUACAACACUAGUGCCUCGCAUGGGCGGGGACCAUGGUGAUAAAGCCCGUGUUAUUCAAACAAUACUUUUUAUGGCGGGACUGAACACAUUGCUUCAAACGAUGCUUGGGACGAGGCUCCCUACAGUGAUGGGUGCAUCAUUUGCAUUCUUCCUACCAGUGUUGGCAAUUAUCAAUGAUUUAGGUGAUGAGGACUUCACAACUGGGCAUGAGAGAUUUGUCCACACAAUGAGAACAAUUCAAGGAUCCAUGAUUGUAUCUUCCUUUGUCAACAUUAUUCUUGGAUAUAGUAAGACAUGGGGGAAUUUGACAAGACUAUUUAGUCCGGUAGUUCUCGUACCGGUGGUUUGUGUUGUGGGUCUUGGUCCAUUCAUGAGGGGCUUCCCAGUGCUUGCUAACUGUGUGGAGAUUGGCCUGCCCAUGCUUAUUCUUCUGGUUGUUGCCCAGCAGUAUUUGAAGCGCAUCAUUCCUAGGGCCCAUAUCAUACUUGAGAGGUUCGGUUUGCUUUUUUGCAUUGGUAUCAUCUGGGCUUUUGCAACUAUCCUCACAGUGGCUGGUGCUUACAACAACGUACCAGAGCAGACUAAAAUGAGUUGCCGCACAGAUCAUUCCUUCCUCAUACAAUCUGCUCCAUGGAUCAAAAUUCCCUACCCAUUUCAGUGGGGUACUCCGAUAUUCAGAGCAAGCCAUGUCUUUGGAAUGAUAGGGGCAGCACUCGUUACAUCUGCAGAGUCAACUGGAACAUUUUUUGCAGCAGCACGUCUUUCAGGUGCUACACCCCCUCCAGCACAUGUUCUCAGCCGAAGUAUUGGCCUUCAGGGUGUCGGCCUGCUGCUUGAAGGGAUCUUUGGUGCUGCUGUUGGUACCACUGCAUCUGUUGAAAAUGUUGGCCUCCUCGGACUGACUCACAUAGGGAGCAGAAGGGUGGUGCAGAUUUCAACUGCUUUCAUGAUCUUCUUCUCCAUAUUUGGGAAGUUUGGUGCCCUCUUUGCAUCUAUUCCUUUAUCAAUAUUUGCUGCCAUCUACUGUGUUUUAUUUGGCAUUGUUGCUGCUGUUGGGAUCUCGUUCAUACAGUUUGCAAAUAAUAAUUCGUUGAGAAACAUCUACGUUUUGGGUCUGUCCCUGUUCCUUGGAAUAUCAAUACCUCAAUAUUUUGUGACAAACACCGAUCAAAAUAAUGGCCAUGGACCAGUAAGAGCAGAUGGUCAAUGGUUCAACAACAUUGUGAACACAAUAUUCUCGUCGUCACCGACUGUGGCAAUGAUCGUUGGGACGCUGCUUGAUAACACGAUUGAUUGGAAGAGCACAAUCAAUGAUAGAGGAAUCCCAUGGUGGGUUCCCUUCCAAAACAGGCAUGGAGAUGUAAGAAAUGACGAGUUUUACAGUCUUCCCCUGAGGAUAAAUGAGUAUAUGCCUACUAGAUUUCUUUGAAUGACUCAAAAGUUUCUUACCCGUUUGUACAUGAUGGCUGUAAACUAGGAGGAAAAUAUUGGUUUGUUGUGUGUAAAACGAUGUUCUAAACAUAGAUUGUACUUUCACCAGCGCCGAGACAUUGUGGUUUUUUUAUUUUGCAUGUCCUGAGCUUCUUCAUCCCCCAUCCGAGUCUCGGAAUGAUCACUGUAUUGAUCAAACGGUUAAGAAUUUUUGGGGUAUGUGAUGAAAGGUCCCAAGAUCUCUGAGAUAAGUUUGCAAUAGAAAUGUACAGAGUAAAUAUUAGCUAA
Molecule: messenger RNA, 2184 nt
Organism: Carya illinoinensis
Lineage: Eukaryota; Viridiplantae; Streptophyta; Magnoliopsida; Fagales; Juglandaceae
Product: nucleobase-ascorbate transporter 3-like
Exons: 14
Coding region: 257-1894 (545 amino acids)
Biological process (GO): transmembrane transport
Cellular component (GO): plasmodesma; plasma membrane
Molecular function (GO): transmembrane transporter activity
Source: RefSeq, a predicted model, not a curated record